AUGCCACCAUCCAGUGACAUAGAUCAAAGCAACAACUGGUUGGCCCAGCCAUCAGGAUCUUGCUGUCUCAAGGGAACCCUUCAUGAAGGAACUUCGCGUGGGCAUUUUGUGACGGUUGCGGGAGUAGAAACAUACAUCGUGGAGCCUAAGAAGAGCAACACAAAUGGCCACAUUCUACUAUACUUUCCUGAUGUAUGGGGAAUGUUCCCGAACGGUCUCCUGGUGAUGGAUGCAUUUGCCGAUUCUGGCUAUCUCGUUCUAGGACUGGACUACUUUAGAGGUGAUCCGGUUUGGAAACAUCGUCAUAACCGCCAUGACCGUUCAAAUCCGCACUUUGAUUAUGAGGCUUGGAAGCGAAAACAUAUGUCAUUUGCGGAUGAAGCAACCCCACGGUGGGUUGACGAAGUGAAGAGGACAUAUGGCCAGGCAUCUACAAAGUAUGCGUGUGUUGGAUAUUGUUUUGGUGCACCAUACGUCUGCGAUGAGCUGGCUAAGAACACCGUCAGCGCCGGUGCAUUCGCCCACCCGGCGUUUUUGAAAGAUUCCCAUUUUUCAAAGAUCACCAAGCCUCUAUUACUAUCCUGUUCCGUGGAAGAUCACACAUUCCCUCUAGAAGCUAGACAACUCGCUUUAGAUAUUCUGGAGUCAGGCCAAAAGACCUACCAAUUUCAGCUUUUCUCUGGUGUUGAGCAUGGAUUUGCUCUGCGAGGCAAUAUGAAAAAUCCCUACGAGCGAUACGUGAAGGAGCAGAGUCUGAAGGCAAUUGUAGAAUGGUUUGACUUUUGGUUAUCACAGUAA
This is a messenger RNA of Penicillium griseofulvum, 798 nucleotides long. Its product is annotated as Dienelactone hydrolase. Bases 1 to 798 code for a protein of 265 amino acids. The record is from RefSeq and is a predicted model, not a curated record. Gene Ontology annotation, molecular function: hydrolase activity. NCBI's taxonomy places the organism in Eukaryota, Fungi, Ascomycota, Eurotiomycetes, Eurotiales, Aspergillaceae. The transcript has 5 exons.